AUGAGAACAAGUCAGUUAGGAAGCCAGGCCGCAGCUGUGGCUUUUAAAGACACUGGGCAGACACCCGUGGAACCAGAGGUGGCGAUUUCCCGAAUUAGAAUUACUCUAACCAGAUGCAACGCAAAAUCUUUGGAAAUGGUAUGUGCUGACUUGAUCGGAGGCACAAAGGAAAAGAAUCUCAAAGUGAAAGGACCAGUUUGGAUGCUUACCAAGACUCUGAGGAUCACUACAAGAAAAACUCCUUGUGGUGAAGGUUCUAAGACUUGGGAUCGUUUUCAGAUGAGGAUCCACAAGCAACUGAUUGAUUUGCACAGUCCUGAGAUUGUUAAGCAGAUUACUUCCAUCAGUACUGAGUCAGGAGUUGAGGUUGAAGUCACCAUUGUAAAUGCUUAAAUCAACCUUUUUAAUAAAUUGAUUAUCAGUUGUUAAAAAAAAAGAUUACAUAUGAAUAAUACCAGGAAUGAAAAGGGGGCCAUAAUUCUCUUAAAGUCUUUAAAUAUUAUAGAAACUAUCAUGAACUUUAUGUCAAUAAAUUAGUAAACUUAAGUGAAAUGGAUAGCAUAUUAGGAUAUAUUUGGCUUCAUAUAAGAGAAUACCUGAUUGAUAGUUGUUUGAGCAAUAAGACAUUUAAUUAAAAUAUAGAUGGAUUUGGGGCAGACAGACGAAUGCUUUCACAUAGGUUUGGAACUAAUCAUUUUCCAUACAACUUUUUUUUUUUUUAAAGAUUUUAUUCAUUUACUUGACAGAGAGAGAGGGAACACAAGCAGGGGGAGUGGGAGAGCAAGAAGCAGGCUUCCCGCCACCAAGCAGGGAGCCUGAUGUGGGGCUCGAUCCCAGGACCCUGGGAUCAUGACCCGAGCCGAAGGCAGACGCUUAACGACUGAGCCACCCAGGUGCCCCGUACAACUUUUUUUUUAAAGUAAAACAUUCAUACAGAGAAAAGUGUACAAAUCAAGUAUAUAUCUCAAAAUAAUUUUUUCACAAAGUGAACAAAUCCAAGUAACCAUCACCCAGAUCAAAAUAUGGAGCAUUACUAUACAACAGAGGCCUCCAUGUGGCAGUAAUAAUUUAAAGCUUAACCCUCAAAAGUUCCUUUAGUCUAUAUGGAUUCAGCUGGCUUGUAUUUUAAAAGCACAAACAUUUUCCUGCCCACCAAGUACGAAAAGAGCUACGAAUUGAAAUGUCUGUUUGCCCCUAGAAUUCACAUUCUUGCCUCAGCUAUGCCCACUAACUGCGUUCUCUGAUCCACCUGUGUGUGCUGAGGUUUCCAAGAGGCCCGCACGAGUGGACUGAGACCAGUGCCAUGGUCAAAGUUUUGGGAUGCAGCAGUAGUGUGCACCCUGAGGCCACCUGAGACCACUGAAGCCUAUGCAGCAGCUUUGCCAGGCGGUGUAUUGUCUUGCUAGGGACCACGUCUUUGCUUAAGGUCCAGUGUGUGUAGCUCUGCUCUGUAGAAGUAUAAGCUGUAAUAUCCUGACAUAAGCUGUAGUCACCUGCCAAGGUCAAAAUACGAGGUGGCUUAAGACUUAAAGCCUCUUGCAGAAGUUAAAAGCUAUAUCUAUACAGCUGUAAAAACUCACCUGGCUUUAAUAUAACCUCUUAAAUUGCCCAAGUCAAAAUCUACUAA
Messenger RNA from Mirounga angustirostris (Northern elephant seal), 1627 nucleotides. Its product is annotated as small ribosomal subunit protein uS10-like. The transcript is spliced from 2 exons. Gene Ontology annotation, biological process: translation. Lineage: Eukaryota; Metazoa; Chordata; Mammalia; Carnivora; Phocidae. Gene Ontology annotation, cellular component: ribosome; cytosolic small ribosomal subunit. The record is from RefSeq and is a predicted model, not a curated record. Gene Ontology annotation, molecular function: structural constituent of ribosome. Bases 1 to 393 code for a protein of 130 amino acids.